Messenger RNA from Physella acuta, 1507 nucleotides. Its product is annotated as caveolin-1-like. Gene Ontology annotation, cellular component: caveola. The record is from RefSeq and is a predicted model, not a curated record. Lineage: Eukaryota; Metazoa; Mollusca; Gastropoda; Physidae. Gene Ontology annotation, molecular function: molecular adaptor activity. Gene Ontology annotation, biological process: caveola assembly.
AGCUGGUAUAAAACCACGGUCCAGCUGUGACGCCACGCAGAGCCUGGUGCAGCAUCGUUCGUGGUCAAGUCAGCUCAGUCCAGCAACAUGUCGUCCAGCGAUUUGGAUAUGGUCAACAGGGACCCAAACAACCUCAAUGACCACGUCAGGGUGCUGUUUGAGGAGGUUAUCGGUGAACCAGAGGGCGCCCACUCCAUGAAAUGUGUCUGGAAAAACUCCUACAAGUGCUUCAACUGCUGUAAAGGCUGCUGCUACAAGUUCCUGACCCUUAUCUGUGGCAUCCCGCUUGCCAUCUGCUGGGGAUGUGAGUUCGCCUACAUCACCUUCUGGCACGUGUGGUACGUCACCCCCUGCAUGAGGGCCUACAUGAUCAACUGCGGCUGUCUGCAGAAGUUCUAUGGCACCUGUCUACAAUGUUACCUCCAACCGCUAUGUGAGGCCUACAGCUUCCUGUUUAGCAACAUCCGGGUCACCAACUACACGGGAUAAACCCCAAACAAACACAAGCACUUUGUUGAGCUAGGAAGACAAGGACACAGCACUAUAGUACCCAGACCACACCGCCUUCCGUCAUCAAACACUCGUAUUUCGUUGUUUUCGAACCAUUUGCCUCCUGUAAUUUGGACUCACUGAAUACAUCUGCUAACAGUUUUAAAAAUUCAACUAUUUUUAUGUGAAGAUCUAGAUCAGCAAUUAGCACCAGUCCAACGGCAUACAUGCUGUCUAAGACUGACCAGCACAGUGCCACAAUGCUGUUUAUCACUGACCAAUGAGUACUAUAGUGCUGUGUCCAGUUAGUGAGGCUACCUGUGAUACCUACUAUGUUAUGUUUGCACACACCUUCAAGUUGCUCACUCUAAACAUUCAUUAUUGUAAAUUUGUUUAAAGAUGUGUGUCCAAUUGUAAAUCAUUUUAAAUAACUGCUGAUAUAAAUCGAAUAUUCCUCUCGGCAGGCACAGAUAAAAAAAACAUUGACUUUUUUUACUCUAACAUUAAUUAUCACGUUUUGGCAAAUGCAGCAAGAGAAAAAAAUUAAAUAAUUAUUACAAGCUACUUCUUUAGUUGGCUCGUUUUUUAAAUUAAAAAAAAAAUAUUUUUAUGUAUUUAUUUACCUACUUUUGGCAUAAAGUAACGCUACAUUAUACAUUGAAUAAUAAUAGUAGAUACUUUAGACAAAGUAUAUUUAUAGAUCUCAUAACAAACGAUAGUUUGUAUUUUUUAAGAUUUAUUUUUUAAUGUAUUAGAUGUUCUAUUCAUCGGAUAAUGUUGGGAACAAUUAAGCGUUGGAUGUUUUGAGAGUUUGUAUGACAUACGACGUGUGAGCGAGAGUGUGAGUUGUGUUGGUGUACAUAAACUGUUGAAAAAAAAACAACUAACGAUUGACUUGAUCAGUAUUGACAUGCCUUCAGGUCCCUGUGAGACUGACACGCAAGUUUUGGUUCUUGUAUAAAAAUGAAAGUUUGGAACUAAAUUUUCAUACACGUUUUAAUAAAAGUAUUUAAAUGUA